CUCUUUUCUGUGUGUGUCAGGUGCUGAUUCCCCUUUCCGAAAGGCGGCUUCCACACCUGGGUGACAGAGACCACCCUCAGGACCCUCCACCCUAUCUGGAGGCAGACCAAGGACUUCCAGGUGCCCCUUUCCUCCCCGCACAACACCACCGACGCCCCGAGCGAAGUGCUCAUCGAGCUGUGGGACAGCAACUGGGGCAAGGACGACAGACGUGCCAUCGGCCAUUACGAUCUUGAUGUGUCGGUCAAGUGGCUUGAUUUCGUCGAAGAGAAACUGCUGGUGGCAGCAUGUCUUGCCGCUCCUGAGUCGAUCAUCAUCGACGUAGGUCUCACAGACACACCACUGACGUUGACCACCUCUUCCUCGCACUCAAUGGCCGUGACGGUCCCCACCAUCUCCAGGCCGCUUACUCUCUGCUCGCAGGUGUCGUCGGUCUGAUCAUAUCCGUCGAGUUGAUUCGUGUGGACGCGCCGAUUGCGGUUGCUCGUGCCGUUCGUGCGCGUCGCAUUCAUAAUGACAUCUCCGUCCUUGUCGUGAUGAACGAUGGGCUGCUGCUGGCGUCCACCGUUGCCCUCUUGAUGUCCUCCAUUGCCAGUCGGGUAGGCGUGGAAAAGCGCCCGAGAUGAGUUCCACUGCUUGCCGUUCCUUCUGUUGUUGUUGUGGUUGUUGCCGUAGGUCUGGCUGUGGCCAUUUGGUUGGUGUCGCCAGUCGUAGCGGUUGUCACGAUUGUCUCGGUAAGGCCGUUCGUUUUUCCUGUUGCCUCCUUGAUACGUGUCAGGUCGAUUGCCGUUGUGUGGCUGACCUGGCUGGCGUCCGUUCUGGUUGCCUUUCUGUCGAAUGCGGUCACGCUGCUGGCUCAUCCUUCUCGCGUGCUGCAUGCGGUCGUUGGCAUUGCGGAGGGCUUCUUGGAAUUGCUCCCAUGUGAGGUCGUUGAAUCGGUAGUCCAACGAGCUCUUGAAGCGCUCAAAUCGAGGAGGUAGGGCAUUUACCAUGACGGCUAUCUUGGUGUUGUCAGUUGGUUUCUCUCCCAUGUCGCUCAAUUGUUUCGGCAAGAAGUUGGAGUCGGUGAGAGCGUCGUCGAUGUCGUCCUUGUCCAUCUGAUACCGGGAGAAAUUGCGGAGGACCUCAUGCCCACAGACGACUCGCUCAGGUACACACCGCUUGCGCAACUCCCAAUAGGCUCGUGCACCAUUCUCGCCAUACUUAUCGAGUGACUCCUGGAUGAUCCGUCUUGCCUUGCCUUCUGUGUGCAGGACGAGGAAGCCGAAGAGCUGUCGCAACACACUCCUCUCCUUCAUUCGCUGCUCGUCAAGGUCUCCAUCCUCAGUCGGGACAGGUAACCCAGAAAUGUCUUCCUCCUUUUUAGGCAUCAGACGCUCUAUGGGCAACUCCUUAGCCAGGAGGAAGGCUCUGAGGGUAAGUUCCCACUCACGCCAGUCGUCCUUGUCUCCAUUGAAGGUACGGAUGACGGUCCUGGGGUCGAAUGCGAAGAUGGGCUGCGCCAUUGCUGCUGCUCUUCUUGCUACUCAGUCGACCGGUCGGGAUCGUCACACUGGCUGCUGUUGAAUAGGCGCUUGACACUGAAGAGGCCUUUCGGGGCUGAUGACAUCGAGAGAAUGCGGACUGAUAGAUCGGUUAGGAUCUAUCAGCUGCCGACAGACAGACGAUAGUGAGGCUGCUGCACAGAAAGACUGCCGAGAAGCGGAUGAUAGACAGACCUGUUAGGAUCUGCCCAACUGUUGAUCACGCGGAAAAGACAAAGCAAUUUGCUGCGCCCAUGUCAGAAUAGGUGGGAGAGAGUCGGUGAAAAUGGUGAAAAGAGGAUCAGCCCGGCGGUCAGUCCCGGAUAAAGUUCAAGUCAAUGUGAGAUGCCCUUGCCGCCCUUGUCCUCCAGACCAAGACGGAAUGCCGCAUUGGUGAUCCUGGUCACCCGCUGCAGCUGCUCAUCACCCACCAUCUGGGCCUGCUGUUCGUUGGUCGUCGCGAAUGUGGCCCCAGCGGCGCUUGAAGAGGCUGCUGAAGCAUCCCGGUCUCACACGCUGCGCCUCUGGACCGGGAUGCACCCUCACCCAUGCCUAUGCAUGUGUGCCAAAUUGAGGCUUUGACUGGACGGUCAUCAGAAGGACCUUCAUCAUUAUCAUCAUCCAAAGGGGGAAUUCAUCAGGUACGCACACGUACCUUGUUGCAGUCUGCAUAGCAUUAUGCAUUGUCCUGUGCGGACGUACCUACCCUUUCAACCAGAUGCAAUACGAGCCGGCUGGGAUUCUUCACUGCGGGCUUAUCAUGGACGGGGCAUACGUCAUCCAUUGCCAUCGUGAUAAUCACACGACCCCCCUCACACACGAGUGCCUCAUGAACUACAUUGAUGCGAUGAAAGUGGAGUUUGGGGAGCAAGUAGGCAAGCGGAUCGUGAUUCACAAGAAGCAUUCGCUCUUUGUCAAUGCGAAGCCAGUGGCGUUGAGAACGCGUCGUGAGGAGAUGACGACAUUGCACGGGAAGAUUGAGCGGAGCGGUAUUCUCGUACAAGAGGUUGGAAUUAAGUGGGAAAACGGCAGUAGAAGGGUACAGCAAGGAGCAGAUGUGGCUAUCGGGACGAGACUGCUGGAGACAGGGGCGAAGAAAAAAGUCGAUGCCAUAAUUCUGUUUGCUGGAGACGGUACAUACAAAAGACAUACACCGGCAAGCAGCAGAGGCAUACAGAGCCGCAUGCACGCAUAUUCGUGUCAGGUGUUUUUCUUCCAGCACUGAAAAGGGUCAAGCAGACGACACGGAAAUAUGUCUUUGUUUGUGGAUUCGGCAAGUCUGUCAGGUGAGGAAAGGAGCAAAAGCACGGACCGACAGGCGGCAUGCACAGUAUGCCUUUUGCCUUCGUCUUGCUGCAGCCCUAAUUUGAGGCCCAACGGACGAGGGCUGGUGGACAAAAUAUGUAUCAUCGGCUGAUACACGGUGCAUUUCCCCUUGUCCUUCAGGUAUAGUUCUUCCUUCCUACAUGCACAAAACGUAUCGAGCAUAGAUGUUGCCCUCCUGCUUCUUGCUUCAUGCAGAUAUGAAGAGGAUUCUUCGUGUGAUGGCGAGUAGGAUGAUCAUUGGCGAGUUACGUGCAUCGUCAUUUACUAGAGUUGAAGGCUGCUUGCAUGGGUUCGGUCGCCUGCAACUUCGGUUUCUUGCUUAUACCGUCGCUCAGGCACUCACUCUCUGUGUGUGUGUAUAUGUGUAUAUACGUGUUCUCACACUCGCAUGCUCCAAAGUAAUGUGACUGCAAGAAUGAUGCAAGUAAUGUGAAGACAAUUAACGAUCAGCAGCCGUACGGCACAUUCAUCUGCUCAGGUUUUUCAUGUGCUUUUUGUCGUUAUUUGCCUUUCAUCAUGUUUGGGUCAGUCAGAGAUCACUCUGUGUGCAAGAAUGACUGGCCGAGGGUCAGUCAGAGAUCACUCUGUGUGCAAGAAUGACUGGCCGACACCUGUACAUGUAUAGACAACGUGCAUGCAUGUGCAUACCUACCUACCUACCUUCACUCUCCACCCUGCGAAUGCAAUCACGCAUAUCGCUCUCGGCAAUCAUUGCCUUUCGUGCGUACACACAAAUCUAAAGCAUAUAUAUAAACUCAUACAAUUCAACAAUACCCAACAAAAGCCCUGAGGUUUGUCGUGUAAUGUAAGGAAAAUGAGUUUCACGUUCUUUCAGAAACUCACGUGAACUUCCUGUUUUCAAAGUCCCUAGGGUUGGAGUUCUCGCGAGAACGAAGUUGAAGCGAGAAGUCCCUUCGUUCUCGCGAGAACUCCGACACUAAGGACUACUGCGGCCAGUGUCGCCACACCUGAAAAAACACAUUAGAGGAUAGAUUGGGUGACGAAAGCAUCUCUCACCUGCGGUAGCCACAGCCGCAUAUGGGUAGCGCCUGUGGAGCAGCACAUCCGAGUCCACACGGAAAAGAUCCAUCCAGAACAGGUUCUGAGAGGCAUUCGCAGUGGAGUUGCCGAUCACAUGGCCUUCGCAGUAUCCCGGAUCGUAUGCGCACUGCUGUGUGUUGCAGAGUGAGUCCCAUUGCUGGUCGUCAAUGCUGGCAGCAGGGCAACCUGCAAAAUCACACGACAGCACGAUGGCGUGUCCUCAGCUGUGGACCGCCGGACCAUGAAGGCCCAAUCAGUGCCAUGGUCCUUUCCUGAUCCUGUGGGCCCAAAACCCCCGAAAAACAUGUGGGUUUUGCCCUUUGGUUCCUACUCUCGCGACUCAGCAUGUUGUCCAUUUGCGUCGUCGUUCUGAUAGGCCUUACGGUUUGCGUGGGGGCCGCUUCAAUGCCACGGAGAAGGAGCCUCAGGACAGAAGAGGUCGUCCAGGGACGAUAGCUGAGGAAAUUCAACAGCGCUAUCAAAGGGGGAAAUCCCCAGGCCCCCCAAGUCGGCUCCUCGGAGAGAUCCGAGCUCAGCCUGCCCGAGCGCCCCCAAGCCACCGGACGAGGAGAAGGCUUGCCAAUGGACCUACAACCGCCCCCCCUCCCGGG
Vitrella brassicaformis is the source of this 4501-nucleotide messenger RNA. The record is from the annotation of a GenBank genome assembly. NCBI's taxonomy places the organism in Eukaryota, Vitrellaceae.